Molecule: messenger RNA, 624 nt
Organism: Penicillium roqueforti
Lineage: Eukaryota; Fungi; Ascomycota; Eurotiomycetes; Eurotiales; Aspergillaceae
Exons: 1
Coding region: 1-624 (207 amino acids)
Source: RefSeq, a predicted model, not a curated record
AUGCAGACCCGCUCCCAAACCGCCGCCCAAACCGCCCAACCCCCCAAACAAGCCGCCUACGCGCAGUCCUCGAAUCCCGUCUCACACACGCCACAAGAGCAACGAGCAGGGACCGAAACAAGCCGACAACACGGCGACACGAUCGGGGUAAUUAAACGUACAGCAGAGUCCCAGCCCUCAAGCGACGAAGCACGAGCCCGUCUGAGCGCACAGCACCAGCAACACGAACAGGAACUCCACAAUGCGCCGGACGUCGAUUUAGAAUACGGCGUCGAGGAGCAGCCCGCGGAGGGGUAUAUCGCGGACGCAGUUCAGCGGAAGGGGAUGGGGAUGCAGCGCGCGCAGGCCGGUGCUCAUGCUGGCCCUGUUGGGAGUGCGGGUGGGCCUGGCCAUCCUGGUUUCGGGGAAGCAGAUGAUCUGGCGGCGAAUUUGGGAUCGAAGAGAGCUGAGCAUGAUCGCAUUCUUGGUGAGAGGGUUGGGAGCAGUCCGGGUGAGCCUGGGGCGGAUGCGGAGGUUGCGGAGAGGGAGGCUGUCAGGCGAGAGAAGUUGGAACGGGAUGAGAAGUUGGAUGUGGAGGAGGCGGUUAAAGAGGCUACUGGUGAUCCGGUGGUAAGUGCGGAGUAA